This is a messenger RNA of Girardinichthys multiradiatus, 705 nucleotides long. RefSeq names its product mitochondrial ribosomal protein L55 (gene mrpl55). Gene Ontology annotation, molecular function: structural constituent of ribosome. Gene Ontology annotation, cellular component: mitochondrial large ribosomal subunit. The transcript is spliced from 3 exons. The record is from RefSeq and is a predicted model, not a curated record. NCBI's taxonomy places the organism in Eukaryota, Metazoa, Chordata, Actinopteri, Cyprinodontiformes, Goodeidae. Gene Ontology annotation, biological process: translation. Bases 209 to 631 code for a protein of 140 amino acids.
GAAGACAAUAUAACUAUGAAGAAGAGGAAGCACGUCCACACUCCACUUCGAUAGAUGGCGGCAAAUUAACCUUAAGUUGGUUUAUCAACCGACACUAAAUUCCGAAAGACGAAGAAGGGAAUGUGCUAGUGCUCAUGUGUGACCUUAGGGUCUUUGCUUGAUGGGAAUUUGUACAUUGAUGAGCGAGUUUCCUUCAAUCUAGUUAGUAAUGGCUCAGCUUUUUUUCAAGAAACUUCACUGUUCUUACAGUUCGGUGACCCGCUGUAUUCUCCCUUGCUUAUCCCGUCCAGGUUGCCAGCCAGUGUUCUCUGCCGUUACGACCUCCUUACUCCAUAGUCACGGAGCUCAGCUUAGCUCCAACCGGACAUCGGUGGUCCGCUGCGGGCGGCAGAGCUAUGAGCGACAGUACCCGGUGCUCCUGGUCCGCCCUGACGGCUCUACAGUCAGUAUCAGAUACCAGGAGCCCAGACGGCUUGUCCUGGUGCCUGUAAACCUGUCUGCUCUGUCUGAAAAGGAACGCCGCGCUCGCCAGAAAAGAAGGGAAGUGAAGAAGACCAAAACGCAGAUGGUAGAUUUUUACGAAGAUGACUUUAAGGUGGACAACUACAGCCACUUAUGGAAAAAGAACUGACUUCUGUAUUCAUUGAUGUAAGAUAAGACUAAAUUGUUGAAACUGUUAAAACAUUAAACAUUUAUCAGACGGCA